Messenger RNA from Mytilus trossulus (common blue mussel), 1265 nucleotides. RefSeq lists its product as uncharacterized. The coding region runs from base 24 to 1259 and encodes 411 amino acids. The record is from RefSeq and is a predicted model, not a curated record. The transcript is spliced from 4 exons. Lineage: Eukaryota; Metazoa; Mollusca; Bivalvia; Mytilida; Mytilidae.
UGAAGCAAGAAUUAUGUAAACAAAUGGCUCAUAAAACAUCGAAUCCGUCAUGCAGCAUCAAAAAAGAGAAUUUCCCUAUUAAUAAAAUCCCAUUUCAACAGUUUCUUUCGAAAUCCACUCUCUUCAGAUUUUUCAAGUUUGGCAGUAACUGUAAUGGACAUGCAGACCAUCCGUUUUCCGGUGCAACAUGCGAUCUAAAGAGGAAAGUCAUGAAAGUAGACCAAAAUGAAAGUCAGUGGUAUGGAAUUUUGAUGUCUCAGCUAUUUGAAUCAGGAUACAGCUUCUUGCAGUCUAAAUUUGAUAAGAAAAAAUCAACUUGUUCUGAUGAAUAUAUGACAGCAUUGAAAACGCUGAUCAAAUUCUUUGAAGAAAAAGAAAUCCAUGAGAAAAACAUACAGAAUGCUUUGGAAAAGAUGAAAAGUACAGAAAAUAAAGAAAGUGUAUUGGUGAUGGCAUUAGCAGAACACUUGUUGGGAAAGCUUUCUCCAGGACAACAAUAUGUGGUGGAUUCAAGGAUAAAAGAAAAAGGCAAUAAUUGUACAGAAAGAAUAAAUAACAAAUGCCAUUGUGGCUGUGAUACAGAAAUCUCUUUUGGUGCCACUGGAAUAGGAAAUGUAGAUGUAUGGCAUGGAUUUGUAGACAUUAUGAUGACAUCUGCCAAUCACGAGCCAGAAUCAACUGCCAGUGUAUAUUUGGCUUUAAAUGAUGAUGGACCCUCCCGUAAUAAAAAAAUGAAAACCUCAGAUAAAAAUGAAGAGGAUAAUGACAACAGCUUAAGUGAUUGCAUUAAAGAAUCUUGUUUAAAUAAGGUUCAGGAUAAAGCCACUGCAGAAACAGUUGUGUUUUCCUUAGCAUACCAGAUAACAAAUCCAGGUUCUGCAAGAUUCAUACCACACAUUAUUAUAUGUCCAAAUGAGUUUUAUAUUGUAAUGUAUGAACCUGUUCAUGAUGUUUUAGUGUGGUCCUCUGAGUUUCCACUAAUAUCUCAGCCGGAUUUUAAAUUACAAGGUGUGUCAAUUAUUGCACUUUGGAUGGUUUUGCAUUACAAAUUAUUUUGUAAUAGAGUUGAGGAACUAUUUAAUGAUGUGAGUGAAAUAAAAGCUGACUUUUUAAAUCAGUUAGAUGUUGAAAAUUUGGAUAUAUACAAAAACAAGUUGAAUAUUGGAGUUCAAUCAUUUGGCUCAGCACCACAUAUAAACCUUGUCCAUUCUCUUCGUGAAGUUGACUUUGUUUUUCCAAAGUUGAAAUUAAGAAAAUAAGAAUUG